AUGGCAGCAGCAGCAGCAGCAGCAGCAGCAGCAGCAGCAGCAGCAGCAACUGCAACUGCAGCAGGAGCUGCAGCAGCAACUGCAGCACCAACAGCAGCGACCGCAGCAACAGUAACUGCAGCAGCAGCAGCAGAGAUUGUAGCAGCAGCAGCGUCAGCAAUUGAAACAGGAACAGCAGCAUCAGCAGCCGCAUCAGCUGCAGCAGCUGCAGCAGCACCAACAGCAGCAGUAGCAGCAGCAGCAGCAACAGCACCAGCCGCAGCAGCAGCAGCAGCUGCAGCAGCAACAGCAGCAGCAGCAGCAGCAGCAGCAGCAAUAGGCCUCCGCAUAGCCCCGUUGAAGGCCCUAUUUAUAUGUGAGCUCCGCACAACAGCAGCAGCAGCAACAGCAGCUGCAGCAGCAGCAACAGCAGCUGCAGCACCGGCAACAGCGGCUGCAGCAGCAGCAACAGCAGCUGCAGCAGCAGGAUUAGCGACAGCAUCAUCAUUAGUGAGCAACAACAGCAGCAGCUGCAGCAGCAGCAACAGCAGCAGCUGCGGCAGCAGCAGCAGCAGCAACAGCAGCAGCAGCAGCAGCAGCAGCAGCAAGAACAGCAGGUAUAAAGAAAAUGCAAACAGCAGCACAGGCUGCUGCUCCCAGCAUGGAGCAGCUGGGUCGUUGCUGCGGCCCUUCCUCAUCGCCAGCAGCAGCAGCAACAGCAGCAACAGCAGCAGCAGCAGCAGCAGCAGCAGCAGCAGCAGCAGAACCAUCUGCUUCUCUUAA
Eimeria mitis is the source of this 762-nucleotide messenger RNA. RefSeq lists its product as uncharacterized. The coding region runs from base 1 to 762 and encodes 253 amino acids. Lineage: Eukaryota; Apicomplexa; Conoidasida; Eucoccidiorida; Eimeriidae. The record is from RefSeq and is a predicted model, not a curated record. The transcript has 2 exons. Gene Ontology annotation, molecular function: ice binding.